Messenger RNA from Salvia hispanica, 1235 nucleotides. Its product is annotated as manganese-dependent ADP-ribose/CDP-alcohol diphosphatase-like. The record is from RefSeq and is a predicted model, not a curated record. Gene Ontology annotation, molecular function: 2',3'-cyclic-nucleotide 2'-phosphodiesterase activity; manganese ion binding; CDP-glycerol diphosphatase activity. Lineage: Eukaryota; Viridiplantae; Streptophyta; Magnoliopsida; Lamiales; Lamiaceae.
GGAAUCUUACCAACCAAAACAUAUGGUCAUCGUCAGAAGGAUUUCCCACUGUCUAAUUGUCUCUCUCUUUCUCUCUGUAAAGAGAUAGACGAUUGCAGCAGAAGAGUAAAGUCUAUAAAGAGGGUUUUAGGUUUUGCUUCUCAAUGAGUUAUGGGAAUGUGAUUGUUAAUGCACAAGGGAAGCAGCCUCUUGUUUCCUUUGGGGUGAUAUCAGAUGUACAAUAUGCUGACAUUCCCGAUGGCCGCUCGUUUCUUGGCGUUCCGCGCUACUACCGGCACAGUCUGCUCGUGCUGCAGCGAGCAGUCCGGAGUUGGAACGAGAAGAAGGUGAAAUUCGUUAUUAACUUUGGGGACAUCAUUGAUGGCUUCUGCCCAAGAGAGAAAUCUUUGAGUGCCACUAAGAAGGUUGUUGGUGAAUUUAGCAACUUCAGUGGCAAUGUAUAUCACAUGAUAGGCAAUCACUGUCUUUACAAUCUCCCCCGCGAAAAAUUGCUCCCUUUGCUGAACAUUGAUGGCCACGCGUAUUAUGAUUUUUCCCCGGUGCCAGAGGUCCGGUUUGUGGUGCUCGAUGGGUACGACAUCAGUGUCAUAGGAUGGCCCGAGGAUCAUCCGAACAGAAUAAAAGCCAACGACAUUCUUAAAGAGAAGAAUCCGAAUGUGGACAAGAAUAGUCCCGAGGGACUUGUUGGGCCGCCCAGGAGGUUCGUUAAGUUCAAUGGGGCUGUUGGGGAAGAACAGAUGGAGUGGUUGGAUCGCGUCCUCCAAGAUGCGACAAAGUUGAACCAGAUAGUCGUGGUAUGCAGCCAUCUGCCUCUGGAUCCUCGUGCAACGUCUUUUGCUGCGUUGAUGUGGAACUACGAGGAGGUUAUGGAGGUGGUGCACCGUUACAGCUGUGUGAAGGUCUGUCUGGCUGGCCAUACUCAUAGAGAUGGAUACGUGAUGGAUUCACACGGCGUGCAUCACCGGGUUCUUGCUGCAGCCUUGGAGUGCCCUCCUGGGACGGAUGCAUUUGGCUCGGUCGAUAUCUUCAACGACAGCUUGUUCGUGUCUGGCAGGGACAGAAUGGGAGAUCAAGAAAUGGUUUUCAAUUGAUGGAUUCAUUGUGAAUAUCUGCUGUUGGCCUUUUGGCUUGGCUGCAGCAUAUAAAUUAAGAGAAGCAAAUUCAUUGAGAUAUCAAAUUCAUUAUGAAACUCAUGUCUGUAAUCCCUUCUUUGGUAAUGAAGAAGUUUCGAAUGA